Lachancea fermentati is the source of this 1278-nucleotide messenger RNA. The record is from the annotation of a GenBank genome assembly. NCBI's taxonomy places the organism in Eukaryota, Fungi, Ascomycota, Saccharomycetes, Saccharomycetales, Saccharomycetaceae.
AUGGUUGCCAGGGGAAGCCUAUCGGAUAAUUGGUUUAUUAGCGGACAAAACAACUUGAGCGAAAAGUCCAGUGCAAAAUCAAGGUAUAUCAGAUUCCCAUCGUUGUCCUCUUUUGUUGGAUCUAGUGUCAUUGGGUCUAAUAUAUCGGUAAAUAAAUCCAAGCAAGAUCAUGAGCUCUUCGGAUUCAGAAAAUUAGCGAGAGCCUAUUUUUGGCCUACCAAUACGGCAAAGAAUGAUUCAAAUGAAGACAGCUUUACGGAAAAGUCCAACUGCAAGAAUUAUGAUCCAGAAAAGAGUCAUUCUAUGGGUGGUACUGUUAUUCUUUUCGGGAAAAGGCCUCUUAAAACCAAUGAUAAGACGAUGCGAUAUAUGCUGCCAAGGAAACGUAAGUAUGACUCCUACCAUUUCACAUCCCAAGCUGAACAGGAAAGAAAUGUGUCAGAAAAAUUGUCCAUGCCAACAGUGAUUGAUGCUUCGACGAGAAAACUAGUUACCGAACCCAAGUUUACAGAGAACUAUGAAGAAAAACCCGGUAUUUAUGCUUCUCCAGAGACUAACAAAAGGAUGGAAUCUCAGAUUUCAGAUUGCGGAAUGAAUGAUUCAUUAGGAAUAAGCGGCAAGCGAGUAAUACAUCUUCAUAAAAUGCCUACCAAUACUGGGCUCCAUAGUAUCUUAUCGCAAGUAUAUGGUGGACCGCUAGAGAAAGUUAGUGUUUUGAAAAAUGAAGAUAGUACGAGCUCCGUUAAAUGUAUCCAAUUGCAUUUUGCUACGCAUGACGGUGCUAGGAAAUUUAUUGAAUAUGGCAGGACGAAUCUCUUUGAAGUGAAUGGUCAACAUAUAAAUGUCGAAUGGGCUCCACAAAAUAUCAAUGUGAACUCAAAUGCAAACUUUGAAUGCAUUAAAGCCUUUGUUGAUCCAAAGAAAAACGAGGCACGUGAAGUUCGUGGGGCACGUCGUUGUGUGAUUUUGAAAAGAAAUAGCGCUAACGAUACAGCGCUCGGAUCAAGACGUAAUUUAUCUUCAUCCAAGCAAUUCUUGCACCCACUAGAUGUUAAAGAGCUCAGAAAAGAUUUCGAAAGAUUUGGUGAAAUUGUUGAAAUUACGCCGAUGAUUUCCAGAAAACUGUGCAUCUCGAUUCAUUACUACGACGUGCGUAGUGCAAUCAGUGUCAUCGAAAAUUACAAUCAAACAAAUACUUAUUUUAACAGAAAGUAUCACGGCGAUUGGACUUUGGCUUACGGCAGAGAUGUUACUGAUAGGCCAUGUUUUACAGGUUAA